AUGGAUCCACCACUAUGCGUUAAUGGUUGUGGCUUCUUCGGGACACCCGCCACUCAAAACCUAUGUUCUAAGUGCUACAAGGAUUUUCUCAAGGAAGAAGAAGAGGCCGCGAAAGCAAAAACAAAGUCCAUGGAGAAAGCUAUGGGUUCAACAGUAGCGUCAACCUCAUCCGUUGAUGAUGUUGUUACCUCCAUGACUCAAUUAUCUUUAUCUUCAGAAAAUACGAAGAAAACUAUCAGUGAUGAUUCUUCCACAAAGAAGAAGGUGGAGCGGUGCGAGACAUGUAAGAAGAAAGUGGGAAUAAUAGGAUUUAAGUGCCGAUGUGGAAGUAUGUUUUGUGCUGAGCAUCGUUUACCUGAAAAACAUGAGUGUAGCUUCGACUAUAAGACCAUGGGACGUGAGAUUUUGAAGAAGCAGAUUCCAUUAAUUAAGCCAGAUAAGUUGGAAGGAAGGGUCUAA
Molecule: messenger RNA, 459 nt
Organism: Vitis vinifera (wine grape)
Lineage: Eukaryota; Viridiplantae; Streptophyta; Magnoliopsida; Vitales; Vitaceae
Product: zinc finger A20 and AN1 domain-containing stress-associated protein 1
Exons: 1
Coding region: 1-459 (152 amino acids)
Biological process (GO): proteasome-mediated ubiquitin-dependent protein catabolic process
Molecular function (GO): zinc ion binding; DNA binding
Source: RefSeq, a predicted model, not a curated record